Onychomys torridus (southern grasshopper mouse) is the source of this 947-nucleotide messenger RNA. RefSeq names its product C-type lectin domain family 2 member D11-like. The transcript has 5 exons. The record is from RefSeq and is a predicted model, not a curated record. Gene Ontology annotation, cellular component: external side of plasma membrane. Bases 19 to 588 code for a protein of 189 amino acids. NCBI's taxonomy places the organism in Eukaryota, Metazoa, Chordata, Mammalia, Rodentia, Cricetidae.
CAGAGUCUAGGCUCCGAGAUGGGUGCUGCCGAGACUGCAGAGGCUUCUGUGGGCAUGCUCAGUACCACAGACUGCCUGAAAGAGGGUAAAAAGCUCCAAGGAAAAUGUCACAGAAUAAUCUCCCCUGAGUCUCCUGCUAAGCUCUACUGCUGCUGUGCAGUGAUCAUGGUCCUCACUGCAGCUAUAAUUGCACUGUCUGUUGCUGUGUCAGUAAAGAAAGAACAGGUCUCAAUCAAAAACACCUAUGCUGUUUGCCCAAGAGACUGGAUUGGAUUUGGGAGUAAAUGUUUUUAUUUUUCUGAAAAUACAAGUAGUUGGACAUUCAGCCAGAUCUUAUGCAUGGAACUGGAGGCCCAGCUAGCUCGAUUUGACAGCCUGGAGGAGCUGAAUUUCCUGAAGAGAUACAAAGGGAUUUUUGACCACUGGAUUGGCCUGCACAGGAACUCAUCAGAGCACUCUUGGAGUUGGACAGACAACACUGAAUAUAACAGCUUGGUUUCCCAUCCGAGGAGUGGAAGAACAUGCUUACCUGAACAACAAUGGCAUCAGCAGUGCCCGGGACUAUGCAGACAAGAGAUGGAUCUGUAGCAAGCUCAACAGCUAUACCCUCCAAUGCAAAAAUCAUUUUUCUCAUUUCUAGUCUUUUCUAUGAGAUGCUUUAUAACCUGGCAUCUACAGUUGCUACUCUGUCGCCUAUUUGCCAACAUUGUUAUCAAAAGGAACUGUUAAUAUUUCUCCACAUCACAAAUGAAACCCAUCUUGAAGAACUGCACAUACACGGGUUUAGAGGAAGAUAGAUGAGUCUAAAAUAGGUGUUGCCAUUCUUUUCUUAAGCCUACAGUACAAUUAAGGUUAGUGAACCUCACUUUUACGAUAUGAAGUAUUUGUGCAGACAGUUUACCUUUUGAAUUUAUUUAUUUAUUUUAGAUAUAUCAUUUUAUUUUAAU